AAUCCGUGACGCAGGUUCGCCUUCCAUCACUAGUCAAGCCCACUGACUGAAAACACCACCUAGAAACCAAGUAAGCCCUCGCGAUUUAUGGAAAUAUGUAGUUAGCUCGCACAGUUCAGCAUAUUUCGAAAACAGGGGCUUUAGUGGAGCUGCGCUGUUAACGUACAUGGAAAGUUAACAUGGGUGGCCGUGAUGAUGAAGAUAUGCCUUAUGUUGUGAACAAACAAAAACAAGAUGAAGAGCUAAAGAACAAGCUGAAUGACAGCAGUCACUGGUGCGACCAGGAGUCCACUGGCAACAAUGCCAAAUGGGUCAAAGAAGGCCAGAACCAGCUGCGGAAAGUAGCAGAGAACCAACAGGACCAGGACCAUAACUGCAAUAUCAGCCAGAAUGGGAACAAGGAUGACUUCCCUCACCAGAACAGCACUCAGGAAGAACAACAGGGAAACGAGGAGCAGACCAAGUCUCCCAAAAUAGUAAUGACCCCUGGUCUUAGUCAGGACGAGUCCAAGAACAUCCUCAAUGAGCCGCUACUUAUCGACACGCUGGAGUCGACAGAAGAGAAAGAUAAAGAGAGAGAAGAAGAUGAUAAAGACAAGGAAAAGACAUCAGAGGAAGAAGAAGAACAAACAUCAGGUGAUACCAGAGGAGAGGUGGUGGCAGAAGAACAGAGUAAUGUGGAGUCUCAGAGAGAGGGCAGUGUUGUCGGGAGAAAUGCCUGCCUCCUGUUCUCCAACAUGAAUGGUACACCAAAUGAUGAAGAGUCCAGCUGGCCUGCACUGUCUCAGGACAACCCAGCUGACAGCUCUCCAAAUGGCAACAGAGAGUCCUUUUGGGAUUCCAGUGCCUUUGAGACCGACACAGACCUGCCUUCAGGAUGGAUGAGGGUGCGAGAUACAUCAGGCACAUACUACUGGCACAUCCCCACAGGCACCACCCAGUGGGAGCCUCCUUCACCCCUGGGUAAAGUUGGUGACUCCAUGAUGUCCUCGACUAUGUCCCUGGAGACUACACCCUGUGAGGAGACUGAGGAAUCCUGGGCUCACCUUUCCAGCACAGAUGAAGGAGUUGGUGAAGGGGAACUGUGGAAUGAGGAGGGAGAGGUUGCAUCUGAUCAAAGUCUGAAGGAGUUUGAAGGGGCAACUCUACGCUAUGCAUCCAUCAACCUGAAUUACAAUUGCUCCCAGUCUGAGGAAGAAGAGAAGCUCGCUCCACUCUGCACAGAUUUAGAAACUAAGUGUUUUGCAGUGCGUUCUCUGGGCUGGGUAGAGAUGUCUGAGGAGGACAUGGUUCCCGGCAAGAGCAGUGUUGCUGUCAACAACUGCAUCAGGCAGCUCUCUUAUCACAAACACAACCUUCAUGACACUGCCGGUAUCUGGGGAGAGGGUAAGGACAUGCUGAUGGUCCUGAAGAACGACACUAUGAACUUGAUCGACCCACUGGGCCAGACUCUGCUUCAUGCUCAGCCCAUUGGCAGCAUCCGUGUUUGGGGUGUUGGCAGAGACAACGGCAGGGAAAGGGAUUUUGCUUAUGUGGCUCGAGACAACCUGACUCAAGUUCUGAAGUGUCAUGUUUUCCGCUGUGACUCACCUGCCAAGAACAUAGCCACCAGCUUACAUGAGAUGUGUUCAAAGAUAAUGAUGGAGAGAAAGGCGACCAAGCCAGGGGUGAGCGGGCUCAUCUCUGACCCGGGUAACCCUGUGGCCAUCCCCAUUGAAGAGUUUCCUGCUCCGAAAAAUGAACCCUUCCAGCGCUUCCAGGUUUAUUACCUUGGUUGUGAGGCUGUGGCUAAGCCAGUUGGUAUGGAUAUAAUCAAUGACACACUUGAGGCAGCAAUUAAUGGCAAAGAUAAAAAUGUCUGGACUCCUGUCUCAGUGAAUAUCGCACCAGCCACCCUCACAAUACUUUCAAAACAGAGUGAAGAGGUGCUGUCAGAGUGCAGGGUGCGUUUCCUGUCUUUCAUGGGUGUGGGAAGGGACGUCCACGCCUUUGCUUUCAUCAUGGCGGAGGGUCCCGGAGAUUACACCUGUCACAUGUUUUGGUGCGAACCCAACGCAGCGAGUCUGAGCGAGGCUGUACAGGCGGCCUGCAUGCUUCGUUACCAGAAAUGUUUGGAUGCACGUCCACCCAGCCUGUCCUCCUGCUUGCCCACUCCUCCUGCUGACUCUGUGGCUCGACGGGUCAAGAAGGGGGUGCAGAGUCUGCUGGGCAGCUUUAAGAGCUACAGGUCAGGCCCCCAAUCCCCUUGAGUUUGAGUGAAGAUGAUCCACAGUCCAUUACACACAAGGUCCAUCACCACAGCCCCUUCUCUGUGUCACUUCUCCCUCUCUCAUCCUUCUGCCACACUUUCGCCUUACGACCGUUUCACUUGUCUAGUCCCUAGUCUAGUGUGUGUGGAGUAGUUUGUGGGGGGGGAGGGGGUGGAAUAUGUGUGUGAAAAGAUAGCAUUUAUUUCUCUUUUUUUUUGGGCUGUUACUUUAUACAACAAUUUUAAACUUCCAUCUCUAAACAGGUGAAACCCUGGCAUCUAUCUCUCUUUUCUUUGCUGGGAUUCUUUCUGUGAGUCUUAACUAUUUUUGUGUUUUAACAGAAACAAUGCUAUGAAUGUCUGAUAUGGAUGUAAUAUAUAUUUACAUGCAGACGCUAGAAUUUGCUUGAAAAUGAGGUUGCUAGAUUCUCUCACAGAAAUGGUUUUGUUUCCUUUUUGUUCUCGGUGCAAUUAUCAUGUUUAACACUCCAGCUUUUCUACAAGAUCAUGUAACACAGUGGUUGUCAGUUGGCGUCAAGUAUCCUAAUGUUGACUUUCUAAAACAUCAUUGCACCUCUCUUUCCACCACCUUUUAGAUUGUAAAACCAGCGCUGUAUGGCGCCACAGUAGUGUGCCACAUAGUUCUAUGUCCCUGUCCCUCCCAAACAAUGUAUUUUAGUCUUCCAAAGAACUGUAUGGUCAUCUGUCACAUAGUGAGCAACCACUGAUUUGAGUGUAGUGUGUUCCUCAUACAUUCUGCAUGGACAUUUGCAAGUUCAGUGCUAGUGUGCAAUAAUCAGAUGUUCCUGUAUGGUGUGGUGAUACGACGGCUGCCUUUGUGAUUUAUUUGUUCACUUUAAUGAGAGAGUCUGGCUAGAUUGGGUGCGAGGCUAUUGGAACAACAGAGCCAUGUUUAAAAUCAUUAACUUGUGAUAGAAAUAAUAGUAAUAAAAAAAACAACAACUACAAACUCUGGGUUUCCACACAGCCGUUUACCACCAACUCCUGAAUAGUACUGUAGAAACUCACCACAAGCUGCAUGUUCGGAUAGCUUAGAGUUCUUGCUGCUUGCAGCAGUUUAGUGCUUAAGACCCAUCAGUGUAUCCUGUAAAUUCUUUCUCCGUGUUUCUGUAUGGUAAGAGGAGGCUGGAGUUGAUGUGUUGUUUGGUGUUUCAUAGGCAUGUCACUCUAGUUAGUGUCAGUGUUUCUCAUGAGCUAGCAGUAGAAAGUUAGACUUCCUGUCAGUUCCUUCAGACUGCAAAGAUGAGAGCAGGUUAAUGUUGUAUUUACAGUCUGUGUAUAUGGGGAAACCUAGAGACGAUUUCUAAUGUGGUUUUCAUUUGUAUUUUUUCCGUUGCCACAUUUUAACAUGUGUGGGCCCCGGCCACUCCAGUUAAUGUUAUUAUCGUUUCCACACAUGACAAUGUACGCCAUUAAGAUGAUAUUCACAUUAGUUGGUUAGAUUUACUUUGGAUAAAGAAAACACUAAUUAGCCAAGUUGUAUUUUAUCUUUGUGUCUGUCAGUGAUCAAUACUGUAUGUAGCACAAUAGUAAUAGUCAUCUUUAAUAUUAAAGAUGCAGUUUGUAA
This is a messenger RNA of Perca fluviatilis (European perch), 3836 nucleotides long. RefSeq names its product amyloid beta (A4) precursor protein-binding, family B, member 1 (Fe65) (gene apbb1). Bases 180 to 2249 code for a protein of 689 amino acids. Lineage: Eukaryota; Metazoa; Chordata; Actinopteri; Perciformes; Percidae. The record is from RefSeq and is a predicted model, not a curated record. Gene Ontology annotation, cellular component: nucleus; cytoplasm. Gene Ontology annotation, biological process: regulation of DNA-templated transcription. The transcript is spliced from 15 exons. Gene Ontology annotation, molecular function: amyloid-beta binding; transcription factor binding.